AUGGAAGGAAGUCUGACGGCAGACCACUGGAUCGACAUGCCCGAGGGCUACGGCAUCUUCAUUCACAAGAAGCCCCAGGAGAAGGAUGGCAAUGUGCGAGAGGACACCUACAUGUUUGGCUCCACCAACAUCGGUUCGAACCGCUUCCGCUCUCCGCAGGAGUUCAUCCCUCACGCCGAGUGGCUCUUCGACACGUCGAAGCCGUUGAGCGACCACUCACAAUACAACAGCAGCAGCAAGCUCGCACAGGAGAGGAAGAGCGCCCAGGCGGCCAACAACGCUAAGCGCCCGAAGGGAGACGGACCGAAUCCGAAGCGGCCAAAGUAUGACGACCCGCUGGACACGAUUGUGGCCGAGCGAGCGACGGAUGCUCGGAGCCAACGGCGAUUCCGAGAACUUGUUUGGUUCAAGAUCGACCCGAUCAAGACGCCGAAGGGAAGCUCGCUUCCCGAGAUCACGCACUGGCCAGGACUCAUCGCCUCCCUCACGGAAAAGUCGGACGAAGACGGCUCAUCGGCCAACAACUCGCUUGCGCUCGCCUGGUCUGCGGCUGGCGGCGUCGCCCCCGCUCAUCUUCGUCGUCGCCGCACCUGGGAGCACUCGAUUCGUCCUCUGGGCAUGUUCAGCAACAGCCACGAAGUGAAGCGUGGCGUGAACGACGUUCUGCCGUGGUCUGCUGGCGUCGAGCUUCUCGGUGGCCCAGACGGCUGGCGCAAGCUGUUCGAGGAAGGCGACCGUGUUCUGCAGGAGGCUGCCGCCAAGGAGGCUAAGACGGAUCCGCCAAAGAAUGCCGAUGAGCUUACGGGGGCGUUACUCGAGGAACGCUGGAAGAAGCGCUGGGGCGAACGGAAGCGGUUCGCCGACCUGGGCCAGAACUGGGACAUGGCGGCGCUGCGUCUCACUGUCGCGAUCAAGACGGCCGAGACCGACAAGAUCGAGGUACUGCCCGCCGGGUCGACAUUGACGCCGGACGAGGUCGAGGCGCUCGAGAAUCGGAGGAAGAACCUCUUCCAGGGUCUGUGGUUCCAGGGCGAGCGUAUCUGGCUCGAGGACGUGGUGCGUUUGCGCAAGCGGCGAGCGGACCUUCCUGCGCAGCUGCGUGGAACAGCGUCUCCUGGUGCUGAGGGACGGGCUGUUUUCCUUCAAAUUCGUCUGAUUGCGCUCGAGGCGUUCGCGGAGGAGGGCAUGGAGGUCGACGCCUGGCGCUGUCUUCUGUACGGUGACCUGUACGAGCUCGCGCCGAAGGACUUUGUCGACACAGAUCCGAGCACGUCGCCUGCGCCCGACUCGCUGAAGGACAUCAAGGCGCCUCCCGGGUUCAAGUACCGCCGCCUGAACCCCGAGGGUUUCGAGGUGACAGUGGACGUGUUCGACCUCGCAGGCCGCUGCUACCCAGACCUGAUGACCUCGGGGUGGUUCUCCGAGUACCCGCAGCCGGGCAAGGCGACGGCGGGCGAGAACACAAAGGCGCUCGCCGGCCUGCGCACUGAGAGCGUUACGCCCCCGGCCGACUGCGCAUGGAAGGGUGAGCCGAACAGCUCCAGCGAUCAAGCUGACAGAACAGAGGACUUGUACGUGAUUGUGCGCGACGCGACGCAAGGCUUGGAGGCGCGCACACGCGAAGAGUACGCCAACAAGCUGGCGCGCGCCCUGGGCUGGGCCGAGCCGAAGCACGAGAACAAGAAGGCAGACGGUGUACAGAAUGGGCACUGA
This is a messenger RNA of Trichosporon asahii var. asahii CBS 2479, 1713 nucleotides long. RefSeq lists its product as uncharacterized. The record is from RefSeq and is a predicted model, not a curated record. The transcript has 6 exons. Lineage: Eukaryota; Fungi; Basidiomycota; Tremellomycetes; Trichosporonales; Trichosporonaceae. Gene Ontology annotation, cellular component: SHREC complex; rDNA heterochromatin. Gene Ontology annotation, biological process: silent mating-type cassette heterochromatin formation. Bases 1 to 1713 code for a protein of 570 amino acids.